UGCUGGGAUAAGUACGCCGGUGGGUCAGGGUUCGGCCUCAAUAUGGCGAUACCGGUGGGACAGUGACCAAGGCUUUGCCGUCGGGAGGAUUAACUGGCGAUUGUCGGCGUCUCCACUUAUCUGGGUGGAAUGCGAGGACGCCGGGGCGAGUGCUGAGGAGCGGCGGUGACGGGGAGGGGUCAGUGGCUGGUGCCCCGGGAACCGAGGAAGCAUCUGUUCCUUCUAUUGGUCUCAAGGCUUUAGUGCCGGGCCCCGCCCGGCCGGGCCAGGCUGGCGGGCGGCGGCAGUAGCUGCUGCAGCCGCUGGAUCAGCCUCUGAGUGGGCCGAAAGGCGGACGCCGCCGCCUCUGCCGUGGUGAUGGCCCAGUGUGUACAGUCGGUGCAGGAGCUCAUCCCGGACUCCUUCGUACCCUGUGUCGCCGCGCUAUGCAGCGACGAAGCCGAGCGGCUCACUCGUCUCAAUCACCUUAGCUUCGCGGAGUUGCUUAAGCCCUUCUCUCGCCUCACUUCCGAGGUUCAUAUGAGAGAUCCCAAUAAUCAGCUUCAUGUAAUUAAAAAUUUGAAGAUAGCAGUAAGCAACAUUAUUACCCAACCACCUCAACCUGGAGCCAUUCGGAAGCUUUUGAAUGAUGUUGUUUCUAGCAGUCAGCCUGCAGAAGGAUUAGUAGCUAAUGUGAUUACAGCAGGAGAUUAUGACCUCAACAUCAGUGCUACCACUCCAUGGUUUGAAUCUUACAGAGAGACCUUUCUUCAGUCGAUGCCAGCAUCAGAUCAUGAAUUUCUGAACCACUAUUUAGCAUGCAUGUUGGUGGCAUCGUCUAGUGAAGCUGAACCUGUGGAACAGUUUUCAAAGUUGUCACAAGAACAGCAUCGAAUUCAACACAGCAAUGACUAUUCCUACCCCAAGUGGUUUAUACCAAAUACACUUAAAUAUUAUGUACUUUUACAUGAUGUAAGUGCAGGAGAUGAACAGAGAGCUGAAUCAAUUUAUGAAGAAAUGAAACAGAAAUAUGGAACUCAGGGUUGCUAUUUACUUAAAAUUAAUUCUCGAACAUCUAAUCGAGCCUCAGAUGAGCAGAUACCAGAUCCUUGGAGUCAGUAUCUCCAGAAAAAUAGUAUUCAAAACCAGGAAUCAUAUGAAGAUGGCCCUUGUACUAUAACUUCAAAUAAGAAUUCUGAUAGUAACUUGCUUUCAUUGGAUGGAUUAGAUAACGAAGUCAAAGUAGAUGGCUUACCAAAUAACUUUAGAGCUCACCCACUCCAAUUGGACCCAUCCAGUGACUCUUCUAACAGCAUUGAUGGCCCAGAUCAUGUAAAAUCUGCUUCUUUACAUGAAACAAAGAAAGCAAAUACUGGCAUUAUUCAUGGUGCAUGUUUAACCCUUACUGAUCAUGAUAGAAUUCGACAGUUUAUACAAGAGUUCACGUUUCGGGGCCUUUUGCCACAUAUAGAGAAAACAAUUCGGCAAUUAAAUGAUCAGCUAAUAUCAAGAAAAGGUUUGAGUCGAUCUCUAUUUUCUGCAACUAAAAAAUGGUUUAGUGGCAGUAAAGUUCCAGAAAAGAGCAUUAAUGAGCUAAAAAAUACAUCUGGAUUACUAUAUCCACCAGAAGCACCAGAACUUCAAAUCAGAAAAAUGGCUGACUUAUGUUUUUUGGUGCAGCAUUAUGAUUUGGCUUACAGUUGCUAUCAUACUGCAAAGAAGGAUUUUCUUAAUGAUCAAGCAAUGCUUUAUGCAGCUGGUGCCUUGGAAAUGGCAGCAGUGUCAGCUUUUCUUCAGCCAGGAGCUCCUAGGCCAUACCCUGCACAUUAUAUGGAUACAGCAAUCCAGACAUACAGGGAUAUCUGCAAGAAUAUGAUGUUGGCUGAAAGAUGUGUAUUACUUAGUGCUGAAAUCUUAAAAAGCCAAAGCAAAUAUUCAGAGGCUGCAGCUCUCCUAAUACGGUUAACUAGUGAGGACUCUGAUCUUCGAAGUGCACUUCUUUUGGAACAGGCAGCACAUUGCUUUAUAAACAUGAAGAGUCCCAUGGUCAGAAAAUAUGCUUUUCACAUGAUAUUGGCAGGCCAUCGGUUUAGUAAGGCAGGACAGAAAAAACAUGCUUUACGCUGCUAUUGUCAGGCCAUGCAAGUUUACAAAGGAAAAGGCUGGUCUCUUGCAGAGGAUCACAUUAACUUCACCAUUGGGCGUCAGUCCUAUACUCUUAGGCAACUGGACAAUGCUGUGGCUGCUUUUAGGCAUAUUUUAAUCAAUGAAAGUAAACAAUCUGCUGCUCAACAAGGGGCCUUCCUCAGAGAAUAUCUUUAUGUUUACAAGAAUGUAAGUCAGUUAUCACCAGAUGGUCCUUUACCACAGCUUCCUUUACCAUAUAUUAACAGUUCAGCCACACGGGUUUUCUUUGGCCAUGACAGACGACCAGCAGAUGGUGAAAAGCAAGCAGCUACUCAUGUAAGUCUUGAUCAAGAAUAUGACUCUGAAUCCUCACAACAGUGGCGAGAACUUGAGGAACAAGUUGUGGCUGUGGUUAACAGAGGAGUAAUUCCAUCCAAUUUCCACCCCACACAAUACUGUUUGAAUAGUUAUUCAGAUAACUCAAGAUUUCCGCUUGCAGUUGUAGAAGAACCAGUAACAGUGGAAGUGGCUUUUAGAAACCCUUUGAAGGUUCCACUUUUGUUGACUGAUUUGUCAUUGCUCUGGAAGUUUCAGCCCAGAGGUGUCAGUGGAGAGGAUAAUGAAGAAGUUAAAGAACUAGUAAAAGGUGAAUCUGAAAUGAUUGGAACUGAAGUUAUUGCAGAAUUCUUAAUUAAUAGUGAAGAAUCUAAAGUGGCGAGACUAAAGCUCUUUCCCCAUCACAUAGGGGAGCUGCAUAUUCUGGGAGUUGUUUAUAAUCUUGGCACAAUUCAGGGCUCCGUGACAGUGGAUGGCAUUGGUGCUCUUCCUGGAUGUCACACAGGAAAACAUUCCUUGAGUAUGUCAGUCCGAGGGAGACAGGAUUUAGAAAUUCAAGGUCCUCGACUUAACAACACAAAAGAAGAGAAAACAUCUAUUAAAUAUGGUCCUGAUCGACGUUUAGAUCCCAUAAUCACUGAGGAAAUGCCACUAUUGGAGGUGUUCUUUAUACAUUUUCCUACAGGGCUCCUCUGUGGGGAAAUCCGAAAAGCAUAUGUAGAAUUUGUCAACGUCAGCAAAUGUCCUCUUACUGGAUUGAGGGUUGUUUCUAAACGUCCAGAGUUCUUUACUUUCGGUGGUAACACAGCUGCUCUAACACCGCUAAGUCCCUCAGCCUCUGAGAACUGUAGUGCUUACAAGACUGUUGUGACAGAUCCUACCUCUGUGUGUACAGCACUCACAUCAUCAGCUUCUUCUGUAGACUUUGGCAUUGGCACAGGAAGUCAGCCAGAGGUGAUUCCUGUUCCCCUUCCUGACACUGUUCUUCUGCCUGGAGCUUCAGUUCAGCUGCCGAUGUGGUUGCGUGGGCCAGAUGAAGAAGGUGUCCAUGAAAUUAACUUUUUGUUUUACUAUGAAAGUGUUAAAAAGCAGCCCAAAAUACGUCACAGAAUAUUGAGACACACAGCAGUCAUUUGUACCAGUCGAUCUCUGAAUGUACGAGCCACCGUCUGCAGAAGUAAUUCUCUUGAAGAUGAGGAGGGCAGAGGAGGCAAUAUGCUAGUCUUUGUGGAUGUGGAAAAUACCAAUACUAGUGAAGCAGGUGUUAAGGAAUUCCACAUAGUACAAGUAUCAAGUAGUAGCAAACACUGGAAGUUACAGAAGUCUGUAAAUCUCUCUGAAAACAAAGAUGCCAAACUUGCCAGUAGGGAGAAGGGAAAAUUUUGUUUCAAGGCAAUACGAUGUAAGGAGGAAGAAGUUGCCACACAGUCCCCAGAAAAGUACACCUUUGCAGAUAUCAUCUUUGGAAAUGAACAGAUAGUAAGUUCGGCAAGCCCAUGUGCAGACUUCUUUUAUCGAAGUUUAUCCUCUGAAUUGAAGAAACCACAAGCUCAGUCUUCUCUGCAUACAGAAAAACAGUCAAUAGAGGAUGCUGUGAGAUUAAUUCAGAAGUGCAAUGAAGUAGAUUUGAAUAUUGUUGUAUUGUGGAAGGCAUACGUAGUGGAGGACAAUAAGCAGCUUAUUUUGGAAGGUCAGCAUCAUGUUGUUCUUCACACUAUAGGAAAAGAAGCUUUUUCCUAUCCUCAGAAACAGGAGCCACCAGAAAUGGAACUAUUAAAAUUUUUCAGGCCAGAAAACACUACAGUUUCUUCAAGACCAUCAGUAGAGCAGCUUUCUAAUCUCAUUAAAAUGAGUCUUCACUAUCCAGAAUCCUUUAAUCAUCCCUUUCAUCAAAAAAGCCUUUGUUUAGUACCAGUGACCCUUUUACUUUCCAAUUGUUCAAAGGCUGACGUUGAUGUAAUAGUUGAUCUUCGGCAUAAAACAACAAGCCCAGAAGCAUUGGAAAUCCAUGGAUCAUUUACGUGGCUUGGACAAACACAAUAUAAACUUCAGCUUAAAAGCCAGGAGAUUCACAGUUUGCAGCUGAAAGCAUGUUUUGUCCAUACUGGUGUUUAUAACCUUGGAACUCCCAGGGUAUUUGCCAAGUUAUCGGACCAAGUCACAGUGUUUGAAACAAGUCAGCAGAACUCCAUGCCUGCCCUAAUCAUCAUCAAUAAUGUGUGACAACUUACAAAUUUGUACCGAGAUCCACAGGAAUCAGUUUUAUUUUACUGAAUGGGUUUUACAGCAGUAUUUGAAAUAUCUAACUUGUUUGAGAGGUUGGUAUUGGAUCACUGCAAAAUACCUUUGACUUGUCAAUGUGUUGAUGGUGCAAAGCACGUUGGACUGAUAAUACUUAAAUUCUUUUUUUGUAUUUCUUUAAACCCUGGUAAUAAUUUACAUGCUCAUAAACAGAAUUUCAACAUAUCCAUGCACCUUAUUAUGCCCCAUGUUAAAACCAAUGUCUAAAUCUGCUGUUACAACUGAAUGAUGGUAUAUGAACCUUAGGGGAUGAUUUUGAGGAAGAAAAGGCCUUGUUGGCAAUACUCCUGUUAAGCCAUUAGUCUAUAAAUUCCAGCUUUACUGUGAAGUUCUAUAGAGUGUUAAAUACAAAUUUUCCUGUCUUGCUUCACACAAUUCUCUAAAAUCAGUUUUGAACUUUGGUUAUAGAGUCUUCAUACUUCAGUAUCUGGUGGUUCCUAUGGCUUAUACAUAACUUUGUAAAAAGAAAAAAAUUUUUUUCUCCUUCGAAUAUAGUUUUGGGAGGAGUUUGACUCCCCCCUCCCCGCCCUCAUUCAUCUCAGCAUAGAGUGCACUAUUUCACAAUAUGGGAUUUUUGUCGUUUAAAUUAUCAUAUUCUUUAUUAUGUAACUUUAACAAUUGAGUUGAUCUGUUUAAAGUAUAAAUCUACUCAAGUUAAUUAAGCUUUUCAAAAAUGUAUUAUAUUUAUAACAAAUGUACUGUAAAUAGAAUAAAGACAUGCUAUUCACUGUA
Phacochoerus africanus (Common warthog) is the source of this 5475-nucleotide messenger RNA. RefSeq names its product trafficking protein particle complex subunit 8 (gene TRAPPC8). The transcript is spliced from 29 exons. The record is from RefSeq and is a predicted model, not a curated record. Gene Ontology annotation, biological process: endoplasmic reticulum to Golgi vesicle-mediated transport; protein localization to phagophore assembly site. NCBI's taxonomy places the organism in Eukaryota, Metazoa, Chordata, Mammalia, Artiodactyla, Suidae. Gene Ontology annotation, molecular function: protein binding. Gene Ontology annotation, cellular component: phagophore assembly site; TRAPPIII protein complex; cytoplasmic vesicle. Bases 358 to 4665 code for a protein of 1435 amino acids.